Malaclemys terrapin pileata is the source of this 3768-nucleotide messenger RNA. RefSeq names its product 1-acylglycerol-3-phosphate O-acyltransferase 5 (gene AGPAT5). Gene Ontology annotation, molecular function: acyltransferase activity. Gene Ontology annotation, cellular component: mitochondrion; endomembrane system. The record is from RefSeq and is a predicted model, not a curated record. Lineage: Eukaryota; Metazoa; Chordata; Testudines; Emydidae. The coding region runs from base 291 to 1388 and encodes 365 amino acids. The transcript is spliced from 8 exons.
GAAGUCUCCCCGCAGCCACUGAGGAGCCACCUUGUUGCGGCCCGCGCCGCCGCCGCUGCUGCCGGGCAAUCUGGUGGCCGAGCGGAGGCGUUUGAGGGGCAGCGCUGAGCCCGGCCCAGCCCCCACCGCCGCCGCGCUCGCCCUAUCCCGGGCGCCGCCCCUGCCCGUGCCCGCCGCGCGGGCCAUGCGGCUGGGAGCCCGAGGCGGCCGGAGGCAGACCGGACGCGCUCUCAGCCCAGCCGGGCGCGGCGCACGUGGGUGCUGAGGGGCGGCGAGGCCGGGCCGGGAAGAUGCUGUUGUCCCUGGUGCUGCACACCUACUCCAUGCGUUACGUCCUGCCCGCCGCCGUGAUGAUGGGCACCGCGCCCACCUACGUGCUGGCCUGGGGCGCCUGGCGCUUGCUCUCCGCCCUGCUGCCCGCCCGCUUCUACCGGGAGCUGGAUGACCGGUUCUACACCAUCUACCAGAGCAUGGUGCUCUUCUUCUUCGAGCGCUACACCGGCGUGCAGAUUAUAAUCUAUGGAGAUUUGCCAAAAAAUAAAGAAAAUGUAGUAUAUUUAUCAAAUCAUCAGUGUACAGUUGACUGGAUUGUUGCAGACAUGUUGGCAAUCAGACAGAAUGCUCUUGGACAUGUCCGAUACGUUUUGAAAGAUGGGUUAAAAUGGCUUCCCUUGUAUGGGUGGUAUUUUUCUCAGCAUGGAGGAAUCUAUGUAAAACGAAGUGCCAGAUUUAAUGAAAAAGAAAUGAGAAACAAGCUGUGGGCCCAGGUGAAAGCUGAGACUCCAAUGUAUCUUGUGAUUUUUCCAGAGGGAACUCGUUACAAUCCAGAGAUGCCAAAAGUCAUUGCAGAUAGUCAGUUAUUUGCUGAUAAAGAAGGGCUUGCAGUAUUAAAACAUGUGCUGACACCACGUGUAAAGGCAACUCAUGUUGCCAUUGACUCAAUGAAGAAUUACUUAGAUGCAGUUUAUGAUGUUACAGUAGCAUAUGAAGGUACUGUGGACCACAAAGGGCAAAGAAAAGUGGCACCGUCCAUGACUGAGUUUCUGUGUAAGGAAUGCCCAAAAGUUCAUAUUUACCUUGAUCGGAUCGAACUGAAAGAUAUUCCAGAAGAACAGAUGUAUAUGAGAAGAUGGCUUCAUGAACGCUUUGAAAUAAAGGAUAAGUUACUAAUAGAGUUUUAUGAUGCAAAGGAUUCUAAAAGAAGAAACAAGUUCCCAGGGAAAUGUGUUCAUUCCAAACUAAGUCUCAAGAAAACUUUACCAUCCUUGCUGUUUCUAGGUGGCCUGACUGCUAGUAUGCUUCUGACAGAAUCUGGAAGGAAACUUUAUGUAAAAACAUGGAUAUAUGGGACUUUAAUUGGCUACCUUUGGGUUAGUGUUAAAGCAUAAAUAGAUGCUAGUCUCCAAUGAGAGAAAUGUGCUCUCUUGUCUUGCACAUUGCACCAAACUUUUUCCUGAAUUUAUAAAGAAAUGUAAAUAAAGCCUUAUUGAUUGAACAUUGGAUAAAUUGGAAUUUCUGACUUACACCUCUGUGUGGUUGGUCUGGGGAAAAUAUACUUAGUUUUACAAAUUUGCUACUGAUUUUGCUGUAAAAAUGACAGAUAAACUGAGUUUUAUUACACAUUGCUUUCCCCAUGAAUGAACAUCCAUCUGUAUCUGCUGAAGAUUAGUAGAAGUAUGUCUUUAUAGAUACAUAACUUAAGUGGACCAGUGAAUGUAUUUACUAACAUUAAUUUAGGGGAUAUAUAUAUUCUUCUACUACUAUUAUUCAUGUUUAGUUUUUGUUACUUUUCAAUUCAUUGCAGCAACUCAGUUAUAUCUAUCCUAGCUGCAUUACAGCUAACAGCAAAGCUAAUGUUCUUCAGUAUCUUGCUUUUCAGUUUUAUAUAAAUAUGUUCCUCAGAAGCUGAUCAAGUAAAUUCAUAAAUCAUGAAAUGUUAUGCAAGGCAGAGAAAAAGUUCCUAAGAACAGUUGUUCAUCGGGAAGAAGUUUUGUUUAUCUAGUGCAUGGUCUUUUGAUUGCAUUAUUACCUGAUUUAAUUAUUUUACAUAUGCAAAACAUUUAAUUAUAAUUAAUAUUAUUGAACCAACAGCUUAUUUUGUGCACCCUAUGUUUGUGCAGAAGAAAAUAUGUGCAGUAUAAUGAAAUGUUAAGUUUAAUUGUGGCCUAACCAGAUUGUAGCCUACCUUAUGUCUAAAUCGGCAAUAGUUUGUUGAAGAUUCAGCUCAGCUAAUAGAACUGUAGAGUGUAUGUGCCAUAAACAGUAUGAACAUUCAGAAGUUUCCUGUUACCUCAUCAUUAUCUCGAAGCAAAUUGAUGUAAUCUGUAUAAUACAUAGUAAUAUUAUUAUUUCAGCAGAAGUGUAGAUUAUGGUAACAAGGAACUUUCAGAUGUUCCUACUAAACUUAAAGCAUGUGCCUUUGUCUGCUAAUCUAUGAUUUAGCCUGAUAUUCAUUGUCAAAAAAUCAUUUAGUGUUAUAUUACAUUAGACUUUCACUGCGUCCUAGUUGAUGUACACGUCAGAUGAAUUGAAGAUUUUGGUGUUGAUACAUAUGGUUUGCACAGUAGAAUAAUUGUUAAAGAAAUGCAUAUCUGACUAGUAUGUCACCUGCUUGCAAAUAUAUAUUUUAAAAACCCUUGUUGUCAGCAGGCCUGUGGUUCCCGUGGCUAUUGUGCCUGAGUGUUACGUGGGGAAAUUCCAUUUCCUCUUUUCCAGGGAAUAGGCUAUCUGCACUAGGGUCCAGCUAGAGAAGAGGAUCCUGUAUUAUCUUCUUCCACUAGGAAAUCAGACUCCCAGCAUCAAAACACAAGACCUAGAGUACGCUUUUAUCUCACUUCUCCAAGCUUUAAAUGUGCAUCUCUUAUUAGCUUUAAUGGCAUUUACAUUGCAUAAACUCCUUAUGCAUUAAAAUAAUAACAUACAUCUUGAAAUUAUCAUUGUUCUCAAAUUCCAUCAUAGUCAGAAUAAUUGAACCAAGUGCUUGCUUUUAAUACAUAUUUUUUUAAAAAAUUUAUAGAAGAAUAUUUACAAGUCCACCUUAAAAAUGAUGCAGUACAAUUGUCAGUUUGCAAUUCUGUAUCCUUCCAUAAUGGAUUUUGUCACUGGACAUAUUUAUAUCAUUCAUUUAUGCAGGAGGUGUUGAUGAACCAUCUUAAAACAAUGACAGGGAACAAUGUUUAGAAUAGCAUUGUUGUAAGGUUCUGAAACCAUGGAAAAAUAAGCCAUUUUAUGUAACAGGUAAACGUGCUUCCCAUGUGCAUCAUACAGCUUGUGCUGUUCUCAACAGAAUGGCCAAUGGAUACAAUCAGAACACAGUGUUCUCCUGUUAAUCUGACUUUGACGUAUGAAAUGUAAAUUUACAAUGAAUCCUUACUGUGUCAUGAUUUUGUGUAACAGUCCAAAAGUUAAGAAUAACACUUAACUGUACAACAAAAAUAAAUGCAAACUGCUUAACUCACUUGUAGCAGAAUUACUGUUGUUUUGGAGGUCCUAAUGACUACAAUUUUGGAUCUCUCAUGUUAAACUAUCUAGAAUAUAAUUGAGUCAGUGAAACAAAGCAACUGGCCUGUUUAUUUUGAAUGUCAUUCUCCUGGCUAUUCUUACACAAUUUUUUUUCUCGCAAUUAGUUUAUACAUUUUUGAAAAUUGUUAUGUAUUUGCUCAUGUAUUGGGUGUUCAGAGCAUUGUAUGCUAUUUCUUAAUAUGCACUGAUGUCAACUUGAAAUAUUUCUUUAUUAAAAAGAAAAGAGCCAGAUGCUCAUUCAACUUU